Penicillium arizonense is the source of this 2280-nucleotide messenger RNA. Its product is annotated as Zn(II)2Cys6 transcription factor. The transcript is spliced from 6 exons. The coding region runs from base 1 to 2280 and encodes 759 amino acids. NCBI's taxonomy places the organism in Eukaryota, Fungi, Ascomycota, Eurotiomycetes, Eurotiales, Aspergillaceae. The record is from RefSeq and is a predicted model, not a curated record. Gene Ontology annotation, molecular function: zinc ion binding; DNA-binding transcription factor activity, RNA polymerase II-specific; DNA binding. Gene Ontology annotation, biological process: regulation of DNA-templated transcription; DNA-templated transcription.
AUGUCCCUGGCGCCGACAGAUGACACGGCUAGACGUAGGCGACCGGGCAGGAAGUAUACGUCCCGCGCCUGUGAGACAUGUCGACAACGACGAGCCAAGUGCGAUGGUGUCCGACCAUCAUGCUCACGCUGUCUUGACCGUGGCGUCCAAUGUCAGUACUCGACUGCGGAGGAUGGCCGACAACCAGCUCCCAAGUCAUAUGUGGUCAUGCUGCGUAACAGAAUAGAGCUUCUGGAGCGUGUCUUGCACUCUCGCGGGAUUGAUCCAGACACUGCGAUUCAACUGUUGGGCCAAAAGGAUAGUCCUGAUCGAGAGCCUGACGCCGAGUGGGCAGAGCCCUGCUCAAAUGUCGAUGAUUUAUGUACCACAUUUGACGGCGCGCUCACAUUGGAUGAGUCUUUGAACUUUGACCAAGAUGGCGAGGUGCGAUACUUUGGGCCGACAAGUGGGCGGUUGCUGUUUCGCUCUUCAUCAAAGGAUCCGCCCAAAGAGACGCAUCAAACCGACGGUCCUUGCACAUGGAAUUCCGGCACUGCUUAUGCAAGUCAACCUCAUGAAGACACUGACCUUUUAGCCGAAAGCCUGAUAUCCGAUGAACUAAAAUCCCAUCUGAUCGAUUUGUAUUUCGAGUGGGAGCAGCCGUGGCUGCAAAUGGUGAACGAGCAGCUGUUUCGAGAUUCCAUGAAAGAUGGAGGCCGGUAUUUCAGCCCACUUCUGCUAAACUGCAUUCUAGCUAUGGGGUCACGAUACUGCAAACGCAUGGAAAUCCGAUCAGACCCCAAUGACUCGAACACGGCCGGCAGGGUCUUCAUUAAGAAAGCCGAGAAAUUGAUCCAGAAUGAUCUUAAAUGGCCCAAAAUUACAACAAUACAGUCACUGGCUAUUCUAGGCAUGGCCUAUAUAGCAAUGGGGUCUGACGCCGCUGGGUGGCUUCAUCAGGGCAUGGCCAAUCGUCUGGCGCUGGAUAUGGGAUUGAACAUGGAUCCAUCCGUCCUCUCGGGGGCAGUUGCUCUCCCGAGCAUGGAGAUCGAGUUACGCAGGCAGAUUUACUGGGCCCUAUAUUGCCACGACAAGCUGUCAGCAAGCUACACAGGUAGGGUUUGCACGUUACUGGACUCCCAAGGAGUCGUGAAUAAGCCCUUCGCUUUAUGUGCACCGGAUGUAUGCUUGCCCUCAGCAAAUGGGAACGGGCAACUCCGGGCUGCCUCCCAAAGAGAUGUGGUACAGUUGCACCGGGCAAUGAUUGAUUUGUGUCGUAUUUUCGAAAAAGUCCUUCUCGCAUUCUGGUCCCCGAAGCCACUUCUCCAAGCCACACAGCGAUUAUCAUUUUUUGAGUCCUGUGUCCUUGACCUCAGGACGUGGUACUACGACCUCGCCCAAGAGUUAAAAAUUGACCGUCCAUCCGGCCCCUCCCGAUUCCCACACACCUACACUUUGUGCAUGGUAUACCAUACCGUCUACAUUCUGCUAUGUAUACCCUUCCUAAAAAAUCAUUCUGAUGCCACAGGGGCCUGCGUUCAAAAUACACAAGUCCAACAUAACACCAAUAGCGAUGCAUCAGAAACACGACACAGACAAAAAGCCAUCACUAUUAGCGACAACUCUGCUCGGGCAGUGUGUGUCGUGGCUCAGAAGUACAGACAGACUUUUGGCAGCUUCAAGCUGAGCCCUGUGACACCUACGCACUGCAUGCUAUCGGCAGCAUUAAUCAUCAUCGAGAAAUGUUCUGUUCCCACCUCAAUUUCCGAAGAGACCCAAGCAAAGAGUCCAUCGCCACACGCCGCUAUAGGACUCUGUCUUCAGGCUUUACGAGAACUCUCAACGUCUUGGGAUAUUUCGAAGCGUAUCGGACGCAAUUUAGAGAAACUAUAUUGUCAGCGACUGAACUGCAAUGCUGAUCAGAUGCCAUCUGCCCCGUCAUUGGAGUUUAAUGCGUGCUGCACAAUGCCUUGUCAACCGGUAGACCCGACAGAACUGAAUGCUGGUAAUGGGUUUAUGGCACCACCGUUUGAGUUUGGACAGGGUAUUUCGGGCCCAAAUGACGUACCGGCCCAAGAUUCCCUCUUAACACCACCGCUUGCCACUAUCAAUGGGUUUGAUUCCUCUGCGAGGGAUAUCUAUGGGGGUAAUAGACAUGGUGCAAAUGACUUUGGGAUUGAUCCCAAUCCCGAUGAGCAUUUUGUCAACAAUCUCGGCUUUGCCUUUUCUGCUGAUAGUCUACCAAGCGACUACAACAUGUUUGAUACUCUCAACCAGAUGUAUUUGGAAGAUAUGUGGUAA